CAUAUGUGAAUACACAUCCAGAUAGUGUUUGUGCAAAAUUUAAGGAAAAAUUUUCAUUUCUUGUGCACGGGUUGUACGUUCCGUACGCUCAAUCAGUCUUGUGAUACCAUUUUGCUUCGCUCGGUGUUUGGCAUAGCAUUUUCUUGUUUCGAUACCUGCGACACCUGAGGAAAGCGAAGUGAGAAGAACUAAGGAUGUCCAAUCUGAAAAAGAUCGCCGAUGAGGACCGCGAGUCCAAAUUCGGAUAUGUGUACGCCGUAUCCGGUCCUGUCGUUACUGCCGAAAGAAUGGCCGGAUCGGCUAUGUACGAGUUGGUCCGUGUCGGUUACUACGAACUCGUAGGCGAAAUUAUUAGAUUGGAAGGCGACAUGGCUACCAUUCAGGUGUACGAGGAAACUUCCGGUGUUACCGUCGGAGAUCCUGUCCUGCGUACUGGCAAACCACUUUCGGUCGAGCUUGGUCCUGGUAUUAUGGGCAGCAUCUUCGACGGUAUUCAGCGUCCGCUGAAGGAUAUUAACGAAUUGACCAGUUCAAUUUACAUCCCGAAAGGUGUAAAUAUUCCGUGUUUGUCGCGUACCGCAAGCUGGGGCUUCAAUCCACUGGGCGUCAAAGUCGGUUCUCACAUCACCGGUGGAGAUAUUUAUGGUCUCGUGCACGAGAAUACUCUUGUCAAGCAUAAGCUUCUGGUACCGCCGCGUGCCAAAGGAACAGUGCGUUAUAUUGCACCACCAGGCAAUUACAGCGUGGACGAUAUUGUGCUGGAGACUGAGUUCGAUGGUGAAAUCAACAAAUACAGCAUGUUGCAGGUGUGGCCCGUACGUCAGCCGCGUCCCGUGACAGAGAAAUUGCCUGCCAAUCAUCCUCUGUUGACCGGUCAACGUGUGUUGGAUUCGCUAUUCCCUUGCGUUCAAGGCGGUACCACUGCCAUUCCUGGUGCUUUCGGUUGCGGUAAGACUGUCAUCUCCCAAGCUCUUUCCAAGUAUUCCAACUCCGAUGUUAUCGUAUACGUCGGUUGUGGAGAGCGUGGUAAUGAAAUGUCUGAAGUAUUGCGUGAUUUCCCUGAGCUAUCCGUUGAAAUCGAUGGCGUCACUGAGUCUAUCAUGAAGCGCACUGCGCUGGUCGCCAACACUUCCAACAUGCCGGUCGCUGCUCGUGAAGCUUCUAUCUACACUGGUAUCACUUUGUCCGAGUACUUCCGUGAUAUGGGUUACAACGUGUCUAUGAUGGCUGACUCGACUUCACGUUGGGCCGAAGCUCUGAGAGAAAUUUCUGGUCGUCUUGCUGAAAUGCCUGCCGAUUCCGGUUAUCCUGCAUAUCUCGGUGCUCGUCUGGCUUCCUUCUACGAGCGAGCUGGUCGCGUAAAGUGUCUCGGUAACCCAGAGCGUGAGGGUUCUGUUUCAAUUGUCGGUGCCGUAUCGCCUCCAGGUGGUGAUUUCUCCGAUCCUGUCACUUCCGCUACCCUUGGUAUCGUACAAGUUUUCUGGGGUUUGGAUAAAAAACUUGCCCAGCGAAAGCAUUUCCCAUCGAUCAAUUGGUUGAUUUCUUACAGUAAGUACAUGCGUGCUCUGGAUGACUUCUAUGACAAAAAUUUCCCAGAAUUCGUUCCACUGCGAACCAAGGUGAAGGAGAUCUUACAGGAGGAGGAAGAUUUGUCCGAAAUCGUGCAACUGGUCGGCAAGGCCUCACUGGCGGAAACCGACAAAAUCACCCUGGAAGUGGCCAAAUUGCUCAAGGAUGAUUUCCUGCAGCAAAAUUCUUACUCAGCGUACGAUCGAUUCUGCCCGUUCUACAAAACGGUCGGUAUGUUGCGAAACAUUAUCGGAUUCUAUGAUAUGGCUCGUCAUGCGGUCGAAACUACUGCCCAGUCGGAGAAUAAGAUCACCUGGAACGUGAUCCGUGACUCGAUGGGUAACAUUCUGUACCAACUAUCGUCGAUGAAGUUCAGGGAUCCGGUGAAGGAUGGCGAAGCGAAGAUCAAGGCCGAUUUCGAUCAGCUGUACGAGGACCUCCAGCAAGCGUUCCGUAAUUUGGAAGAUUAAAUCUUUCCCAUUUAUCCAGAAUGUAAUAUUCCCUGAAACAGUUUUAUUGUUUUCAUUGUAAACAAAUGUGUAAAUUUAGUGCAAAACAAAACGAAAAACAAUAACAACAAAACCAGUAGAGGACGGCAAUGAUGGCGGUAGAGGUACUAUUCUACAAGAGUAUUUAGGUUUAAAACCAUGUCCACGUGUAAGUUGAAAACGAAAAGAUGACUUCAAAUCAUAGGCCCAAUAACAGGAACGGUGAAACACAUGUGCGGCGAGAACAACGUGGCAGAACAGACAUAUAUCUAGAUAAGGCAGUAAAUAAGGUCACACCGGCAAAGCAACCAAUCGGAAAUGUCUUCAGAUUUCCUCGUGCACAUGAUGGUAGUGAACAUCACGCGAGAAAAACGGUCAAAGGGGAUUUAGAGCAGUAAAAAAUUACUCAGCGGAAGUAAAAUGUGACGUCGCAAAACGCAUUACAAAUAGAUGCAAAUAAUUAUCGGUACUUCGGCAUAUGGGAUAGAAGAAAUUUUCGAUUGAGCUAGAGAGUAUGUAAAUGUCUAAAGAACACAUUAUUAUGUAGAACAGCAGAAUAAUCAUAUGAAUUGAAAAAUGUACUAUGUUUAAGUGAAUCAUGUUGUUAAAUCAGUUUUUAUUAUUUAGUUGAUAGAUUUUUGUCUUUUAACUACGUAGUCGUUUUUCUGUAAGCGGAUCAGGAUCGAAGAUCGCUCAUUGUGUUUUAAAAUAUUGUUUGCAUAGAGAUUAUUCUCUGUGAAAUUUCACAGUUACGCACACACUGGUGUCGUUUUGUACAUUUCUGUAACUUGAAGUUAUAAGUAGUUGAUCAAAUCAUUAUGCGAAUAAAAUCUUGCGAGAAUUGCAUUCCGAGUCACCAUAA
Molecule: messenger RNA, 2919 nt
Organism: Toxorhynchites rutilus septentrionalis
Lineage: Eukaryota; Metazoa; Arthropoda; Insecta; Diptera; Culicidae
Product: V-type proton ATPase catalytic subunit A
Exons: 6
Coding region: 195-2039 (614 amino acids)
Biological process (GO): proton transmembrane transport; ATP metabolic process
Cellular component (GO): lysosomal membrane; proton-transporting V-type ATPase, V1 domain
Molecular function (GO): ATP binding; ATP hydrolysis activity; proton-transporting ATPase activity, rotational mechanism
Source: RefSeq, a predicted model, not a curated record